GAGUAAAGCUGGUCUAUUGUUCUCUGUUGCUGUGUUGCUUGUUGAACGGGUAUGGUAAUCUUGAAUGGCAUAGUCACCGAUGACCAAGGCAAGAUUACUGCUACCCACAACAGCAAUCGCCAUAAAACCAAGUCAACGGACCCGCCACGGAUAUAUUGAAUCUCUCCUCUUGUAACCCUAAAAGCCAGUGAUUUCCAAAGUUUUUGAAGAGAGCGACAAUGACACCAUUCUUAGAGAUGGAGAUGGAGCCACUGACUCAGGAAAUGGCGGCGGUGUCCUUGAAGAAGCCAACGAAACAAGUGAAAUUCGCGCCAUGGGUAUCGCAGAUCACUUUCCCUGCUAAUGUGGACGCUGCUCCAAUGGACAUGUUGUGGUAUGAUAAGGGAGAAAUGCAGAAACUGGCCAAGAAGGACUUAGACAUUUUGAUCAGUCAAGAAAAGAGCCAGAAUACUGGGGUGAAUGGACAGGCAGAGGAAGAAGUUGUCUGUAGCCGUGGUUUGGAAAUGUACUUGCGAGGGCAACUGCCGCGCCGUCAUGCACGGAGACGAUGCUACGAAACUGCUGUGUUGCGCAAACAGGCUCAGUUAAAGGCCCUCCUUGGCAACGCGACUGCCAAUGCCAAAGAGCAAGUUGCAGAGCGACUUCAAAAGUUCCUGAUCGUGAAAAGCAAGGCAUGUCAGGAGGAAGCACGAGCAUUGGGAGUUCAAGAUGCCAUUGAUGCGCAGCAAGUCUACCAUUCAGCUUCGAAGAUACCGUCGGAACACGUGGCAUUAUCCAACAGUGCCUCGCACGCGACAAAACAGGCAUUGACUUCAAUGCAGCGGCAUUCGCAAACCACAGUGCUGCGUGCAGCCUAGUUUCUCGUCAUUUGAUGAAUCUUUUGCAUGGGAAGAUUUUGGAAACUCUGCUAUACUUUUUAUAACAAACGGAAAUAGAUACCUCUAGCUAGUGAAGCAGAUCGUGGGAAACAAUAGUUUGGGCAU
Molecule: messenger RNA, 983 nt
Organism: Seminavis robusta
Lineage: Eukaryota; Bacillariophyta; Bacillariophyceae; Naviculales; Naviculaceae
Source: the annotation of a GenBank genome assembly